Messenger RNA from Exaiptasia diaphana, 1405 nucleotides. RefSeq names its product abscission/NoCut checkpoint regulator. The record is from RefSeq and is a predicted model, not a curated record. The transcript is spliced from 11 exons. Gene Ontology annotation, biological process: abscission; mitotic cytokinesis checkpoint signaling. Gene Ontology annotation, molecular function: metal ion binding; phosphatidylinositol-3-phosphate binding. Bases 19 to 1182 code for a protein of 387 amino acids. Gene Ontology annotation, cellular component: cleavage furrow; centrosome; midbody. NCBI's taxonomy places the organism in Eukaryota, Metazoa, Cnidaria, Anthozoa, Actiniaria, Aiptasiidae.
UAUUUCCCUUAAACCAUAAUGGCGUCUGGUUUGCAAUGUUUUGGUUGUGGAGUUCAAUUUGGAUUGUUCAAAAGAGAGCAUUCUUGCAAAAAUUGUGGCCAUAUAUUCUGCAGCACUUGUACAUCACAGUCUAUAGUUAUACCAAAGCAUGGAACAAGCAAACACAAAGUAUGUUUUAAGUGCUAUAAAAUACUAACAAGUCCACCUGRUACAGAACACAAAAGAAAGCAAAAUGAUUUGAACAAAUUUCCAGAGCCAAGAAUAGUCACUCAACCAAAUMAAACAGYACAGAACAUACCAGUCAGUAKUCAAGGUGCAGAAAAAGGAUCAUUAGAUCCAGAUGAAAGAAUUCGACAAAGACUACAACAGCUCAAACAGRACAAAGAUAGUCCAACYGGUGUCACAGAUGAAGAGAUUGGAAGACGAUUUGAAAACCUUGCAGGUAGAAAACCUGUCAGUCAGCAGAAAAAYAAUAUUAAUAUGUUUGUACCCAAAAAGACAGAACAAGAAGAAAUAUCAGAUUUACUCAAUCAAGUGACUGACGAAUGUAGACUGGAUAAUGACAUUAAUGAUCAUARUGGCUCUAGGCAGAAUGAUGGAGAGUCAUCAAAUGCAAGUAAUGACACUGUAAAAACUGAUGAAGUACAAGCACUCAUCCAGAAAACAAUGGAAGAAUGCAAAAAUGAAAAAUCUUCCGAAAAUGAGAUAGAAAACAGAUUGGCAAACCUUAAAGGCAUUGAUCCAAGUGUAUACAGAAACCCUGUUCCACAUGAUAUUGACAGUGACGAUGAAGAAACUUAUAAUGCAAGAUAUCUACAACAGGUGUUAGGGGAAGCUUUACUUGAUGAUAAGACWAAAGCAAUGGGAUAUGAUUUAACAGGAAAGAAACCAAAACCCAACAGCAGCCAGAAACCUCAAAGCAGUAAAGGAAAUUCAAAUCAGGAAACUGUUGAUGCUGCACCUAAUAACAAACCAUCUAGUAUAUUCAGUAAAGAGUAUGAAGCAGAUAGUGAUGAUGACGAGUUGCCAUGGUGUUGUAUAUGCAAUGCUAAUGCUGUACUACGUUGUCAUGGAUGUGACGAUGACCUGUACUGUAAAAGAUGCUUUAGAGAGGGACACAGAGAUGAAGAUCCCGAAGACCAUACGGCGUCUGCAUACAGACCGAAAAAGAAACAUUCAUGAUAUCAAAGAACACAAACAAAUUGACAUUUCACUGAUCAAGACAGUAAAAAUAACAUUUCACUAUUUAAUAGUCUCUCGAGAAAUAAUAUCUGAUAUAGUGGCCAAAAUGGAAAGAUAUUUAAAUAUCAACUAUUCAAAGAUAAGGAUAAAAUAUAUCAAUAAAUUGUAAUAUAGUGAUUUCAUAAACCCAUGCUAUUACACUUUUAUUCUUGUUUGUCAUUAA